AUGUCAGGCUACUCCAGCGUCGAUGAAAUCUUCCACUCCGUCAUCAAUGAAACAUGCAGCAAUGAAGACACUAGCUCAAACGUUUCCUUCGACAGUUUCGAAAGCGACAGCAAUCACCAAAAAGAUCUCCAGGACUACUAUGCCCGAUCUGAUAGAUUCUCUCAAUAUCAUCACACCACUCAACCUGUAGAUGUUUCCUCCUCUCUCUCGAGUUUGAUGAAAUUCACGCUAGAAUUCAUCAAAGACACUGAACAACUCAAUGUCAAAUACUGA
Messenger RNA from Oikopleura dioica, 273 nucleotides. The record is from the annotation of a GenBank genome assembly. NCBI's taxonomy places the organism in Eukaryota, Metazoa, Chordata, Appendicularia, Copelata, Oikopleuridae.